Messenger RNA from Eupeodes corollae, 1287 nucleotides. RefSeq lists its product as uncharacterized. Gene Ontology annotation, biological process: positive regulation of neuron differentiation; negative regulation of Notch signaling pathway. Lineage: Eukaryota; Metazoa; Arthropoda; Insecta; Diptera; Syrphidae. The coding region runs from base 64 to 1209 and encodes 381 amino acids. Gene Ontology annotation, molecular function: DNA binding; transcription corepressor activity. Gene Ontology annotation, cellular component: nucleus. The record is from RefSeq and is a predicted model, not a curated record. The transcript has a single exon.
CUACAUUUAUUUUUGCUUAGAAUUUGGAAAUAGUAAUACUUAUUUUUGAAUAAACAAAUAAUAAUGGCAACAUUAUUAUUACAACAAACUCGUCCGAUGAAUCGCAAGCAACGUUUAUUAGAAUAUCUCAAUAUUCAACGAAGUGACAAUUCGAAAACAAAACCCAACGAGAAACAAAUUGAUAAGGAUAUCGAAGCUGUAUUCGAAGAAUUGAUAGCAGAUUCAGAUGAUGCAGUUUACGUUACGGAUCUUAAAGUAACAGAAAAUAUACAAGUUAAUCCAACGCUUCAAAUAAAUUCUGAAAGUGAAAAUUUGAAGAGUCCAUUAGCGAAAAGACGAAGGCUAUCUGAAAUUGAAGCUGAAGACUUUGAAAAAUAUUGUGAAAAAUAUGAAUCCGUUGUGGAAACUGCUAACUUUCUUCAUCAGCAGCUACAGGAUGUGGCAAACGAUGGAAUCAUCUUAAGCGAAGAUACAGAUGUGUCUUAUGAUGAUGUUGAAAGUGUAAGCGUCGUUAGGGAACAUUCACCAAUUCAACGAAACAAGAGGAAACGACGAGCAACAAAAAAACCAGUGAAGAGAAUACUCCAUGUUACUGGAGAUUCUACUCUAGAAUACUUUGAAGAUUGCCAAACAGUUGACGAUGUCGAAGCACUUGAGCACCAAGAAAGUCCACCAAUCCAACAAAAGAAAAAGAAACGUCGUGUCAUUAAAAAGAAAUCUUACACAAACUUUGUCCACAUUACAGGCGAUUCGCCCACACACAAAUCUUAUAUCAAAAAAUCAUCACCAAGCUCUUCCGACACUGAUGAUGAAGCUAUUCAGCUUUCACCUUCUAAUUCAAUUUUAUAUCCUUUUGUACCUGAUACCGAUCCUCAAAACAUCAUAAUUGGACCAAACAAAACUUCUGUUGACAUAAACGAUUUCGAAAACAUCGAUUGGAAUCUUUCGGCUCCAAUAGUUACCAGAAAACUUUUGUUGUAUAUUUUUGGACGUGAUAUUCUGUCUACACAUAGCUUAACAGGAAAACCCUCACCAGCUUUCUUGGACCAGAAUAAACCAUUGAAGAAACCUUUGGACCCCAAAAAGGUAGCUGAUAUUAUUUUUAUCGUUACACAAAAGAAGAAUGUCAAAGCCAAGGAAGUACGUCUGACUAUUACUAGCAAAUGUGCUGAUGAACAGAAGAUGCGAAGGGCUCGCAUGUCGAAAUGAAAUUCAUUUGUUUCUUUGAAUUCUAUGAACUUCAAACACCACCAGUUUUUAAUCCAGUUUAUCAAAUAAAAAAUGAAA